This is a messenger RNA of Cuscuta campestris, 1758 nucleotides long. The record is from the annotation of a GenBank genome assembly. Lineage: Eukaryota; Viridiplantae; Streptophyta; Magnoliopsida; Solanales; Convolvulaceae.
CAAAAUAAAAAGGAACAAGUGGUUAGGCGGGCACUGGUUGAGUGCCUCACUGCAGCUGACUGCUUCUAAACGUUUCAUCGCUUUUUCUUUCACCGCUCAAUGGAAAUCGAUAAGUGUUCAGCCAAUGAUGCUGCCCAGGCUGAUGCCCCUAAUAUUCUAUUGAAUCUAGAGCUUCCGACAAAUGACCUCUGGUUCAAGAAAAAGAAGAAACUACUGGAGGACAUAGGUUUUAAUCCAUCAGGUCCUGUUUGCCUGCAAAGUUUUGCUACUGCUGAUCAGUUAAAAUCUGCUUUAACAGUAAUACUUCAACGAGCUAGAAUCAUAAACUUAGAUGAGCUAGAGCUUUAUUUUGGUGGAGAUAAUCCUAAUAAUCUGGUUGGCUUCAAUAGUUCAAGGAAUGAACUAGAGGCACUGCGUUCAGUGCUCGCAGCCAUUGAUGAGGCAAGCCCUAACAGUGAACACGCUACUGCAGUUGCAUUGCUAGAUCUACGCCAGGCAAUUGUUGAUCUGUUAUGCGAAUUCUCAUUUAAAAUCAGGGAGGACACUAAAAUUUGUGCAGAAAAAAGAAUUGAAAAGGAGAACUCUUUAUUACAGUGGGGGGAAAGCAAUGGUGUGAAGUCAAAGUUGAGGAUUGCUUGUUUGAGUUUUGGGGUUGAAUCUAUCAUGGCGUUAGAUGGAACCUUGCUAUUAGAGGAGAUAGUGCAAGCAAAAGAGCAUUUGCGCUUACAGUAUGACGAGUUGUUUCCUGCAUUGUUCAAUGAUCAUCCCGAUUUAUUUCCUCCCGAGUUUUACACUUGGGAGAAGUUUUUAUGGGCCUGUGAACUUUGGUACUCUAAUAGCAUGAAGAUUAUGUUUAGUGAUGGAAUGCUAAGGACGUGCUUGAUUCCUAUCGCUGGAUUUCUCAAUCAUUCGACAUCUCCGCACAUUCUACACUAUGGAAGGGUAGAUUCCACCACGAAUACCAUAAACUUUCCUUUAUCAAGACCAUGCAGCACGGGAGAGCAGUGUUUUUUAAGCUAUGGAAAUUUGUCAAGUUCUCAUCUACUUACUUUCUAUGGUUUCUUACCACAGCUAGUAAAUCCGUAUGAUGUUAUUCCUCUUGAUAUUGACACUGCCAUGGAUGAGGGCGACGGGGAUGGGGAGCUGGCACCUGAGUGGACAUCGCAUAUGGUAAGGGGUACAUGGUUUUCAAAAAACCAUGAAAUCUUCCACUAUGGAUUGCCAUUUCCAUUACUAGAUCAUAUGCGCAAAGCCCGGAAUCCUUUGUUCACAGAAACCACCCUGAUGCCAGAAAACUUGAAAAUUGAACUCGAAAUGCUUAGAGAUCUUUUGCAGACCUUUGAAGUAAUGAUGGAAUCACUUGGGGAUGUGGACGCGGAUGACAUGUCUAACGCGACGUGGGAUGUAAAGCUUGCCUGUGAAUUUAAGAACCUUCAACGGAGAAUUGUCUCCUCCAUUGUAACAUCAUGUAAAACUGGAUGUGAGUUGCUUGAAUGUGAACUACAGAAGCAUUUAUGCUGCUCCAUUGUUGUGGACAUAUGAACUUGAGAGGCCAACAACAGCAUUCUGUCAGACUAGGUAGGGGGAUCAUAGAUAUUAUUUUCAGAAGUCGAUUCGAGUAAUGGAAUUUUAUAGCACUCUUUUUGUAACGUAAAGACAUGUCCUCUUUAUUGAAAUUUUAUAGUUGGAUGUUGUAAUAACUGUCCGGAAAGAGUUGAAAGAAAUUGAAAGAGGUUGGAAUAAACUGGAAAGAAUUCG